CACGCGCCCCGCCCCGUCCGGUGUGCCUAAGUUCUCGCGCGAGUUACACUUCCGCCCUUUUGGCUCUCUGAGCGGCGUCAUGGCGGUCGGCAAGAACAAGCGCCUUACGAAAGGCGGCAAAAAGGGAGCCAAGAAGAAAGUGGUGGACCCAUUCUCUAAGAAGGACUGGUAUGACGUGAAAGCACCAGCCAUGUUCAACAUCAGGAACAUUGGGAAGACCCUGGUCACGAGGACCCAAGGAACCAAAAUCGCCUCCGACGGCCUCAAGGGCCGCGUCUUCGAGGUGAGCCUCGCCGACCUGCAGAACGACGAAGUGGCCUUUCGCAAGUUCAAGCUCAUCACCGAGGACGUUCAGGGCAAAAACUGCCUCACCAACUUCCACGGCAUGGACCUCACCCGGGACAAGAUGUGCUCCAUGGUCAAAAAGUGGCAGACCAUGAUUGAGGCUCAUGUUGAUGUCAAGACUACCGAUGGCUACUUGCUGCGCCUGUUCUGCGUGGGUUUUACUAAGAAACGCAACAAUCAGAUCCGGAAGACGUCGUAUGCUCAGCACCAGCAGGUCCGCCAGAUCCGGAAAAAGAUGAUGGAAAUCAUGACCCGGGAGGUGCAAACAAAUGACCUGAAAGAAGUAGUCAACAAACUGAUUCCAGACAGCAUUGGAAAAGACAUAGAAAAGGCUUGCCAGUCUAUUUAUCCUCUCCACGACGUCUUCGUUAGAAAAGUGAAAAUGCUGAAGAAGCCCAAGUUUGAAUUGGGAAAACUCAUGGAGCUUCAUGGUGAAGGUAGCAGUUCUGGAAAAGCCACUGGGGAUGAGACGGGUGCUAAAGUGGAACGAGCUGAUGGCUAUGAACCACCAGUCCAAGAGUCUGUUUAAAAUCAGACUUUUUAAUCAUGACAAAUAAAAAGUCCUAUUUGUGA
Molecule: messenger RNA, 918 nt
Organism: Ochotona princeps (American pika)
Lineage: Eukaryota; Metazoa; Chordata; Mammalia; Lagomorpha; Ochotonidae
Gene: RPS3A
Product: ribosomal protein S3A
Exons: 6
Coding region: 80-874 (264 amino acids)
Biological process (GO): translation
Cellular component (GO): ribosome; cytosol
Molecular function (GO): structural constituent of ribosome
Source: RefSeq, a predicted model, not a curated record